This is a messenger RNA of Daldinia caldariorum, 1271 nucleotides long. RefSeq lists its product as uncharacterized. NCBI's taxonomy places the organism in Eukaryota, Fungi, Ascomycota, Sordariomycetes, Xylariales, Hypoxylaceae. The coding region runs from base 523 to 1164 and encodes 213 amino acids. The transcript is spliced from 3 exons. The record is from RefSeq and is a predicted model, not a curated record.
UAGUAGUAUUAACCCCAGUUUCUGCUCAUUUCGUCAGAACCAAGCUUUUUAGCGCAUUCAUUUCGAUCGGCCAGAUCAGGACAUUGACUGCGCUAACAGGCUAACAGAUAAAGCCGUUGAUAUUCGUUGAUAUUAGACCAGUUGAACAACGAGCAGCAAAGAAUCCCACGAGCAGGUUUUGUGUUGGUCAUUCGGAUACACAAAGAAGAAAGAGUCAAUUACGGCUUAGUGGAGUGAGAUUGAUUGUAUCUUAAGAUAGCAUACUUUAUUGUCUUCUUGGCCAUGCGACAGAUUCUUGUGCCACAGGCUUGCCUCAUGAGUAGUAGAAAAAAAAGAGGAUAUUAGGAAGCUGGAAAUGGGAUCAAAUAAGGGGUCCGAAAAAAGUUUUGGGGUACGGAAAAUUUCCGACUUUGCUAAGUUCGCUUUUUUUAGUCCAAGACCAAAGCCCGUUUUAGUUGGACAGGCCAGGGCUAGAGAACUUACGUAGCGUGUUCCCCUAAUGCGAUCAUCACCGGCCAUUACAUGAGAGGUGAUACUACCUCUACCUCCCUCUACUACCUAUGUGCGCUAGAGGACGACAACCUUGCAGUUCUUAUUAGUUACUUUUACUCGAAUGUCUUCUUCAAUGGCUUUUUAAUAAUAAAUAUUUUUUUUUCGUAUACGCUUAAAAAUCGCCGAGUCCCCAAGACAUUUGAAUAUCGCCGAAUGCUACUAGACAGCUUCAGCAAAGGCUUUCUCAGCUUUUUAGGUUCUUUAGGUUUAAUUAGGUCAAUAAAGGAACUUCUUUAUACCUACCUCACGGUACCUGAAUUGACGCAAUCCCCCCCUGAGUGGUUGAUCGCAUAUUGGUUCACUGGUAGAUUCCAGCAAUGCAGGUACCGACACGUCAUCUUGCCGAUGAUUGCAGCUGUCGUGGAGCGUUGGAACCGUCACGGCCAUACAAGAGGACAGAGCCGCUGCUAUUGUGCGCAAGUUCUUGCUUCACCCCGUAAUGUCAGGGUCGAACAGAGCUCGCGCACCUAUGGGAGGUCCAUGAUUACGGCGGUGCGGAAAUUCCCAUCUGGUGAAUUGAAAUAUACUCCGUUCUAUUUCCUCAAGCGCCUGGGCGCCGUUCAUCGCGCUCCAAUAGCAUCGUCUCGCACCCACCAGGGCGAAAUAAUGUAAAUUACGUUGUGCUUCCGCUAUGAUGCAAUGCGAAAUGCGAAUAAUCACUCGCCUCGCCGUUCUAUUAGGGUUCACUGCAUUCCGUUGCCGAUGCCGUCCCCGGAUGC